UAUGCGGAAUAAAAAAAAUCACUACGAUCGAAUAAUCGAGCACAAAGUUAAGGUCAUUGAAAAUUUCAACAUAGUGGAGUUUGUCUGACUAGAUCUGUAUUGAGUUAGUCUGACUCAGUCUGGAUUGAUCCCAUUGGUGGUUCGAGUCACUCUAACUCGAACCAACCCAAACUUAGGUAUUUUGGAAAAAAUACAAGUGCUUUAGUUUAGAAAUUUAUUUUAAUUAAUGUUGUGUUUAGAAAUUGUUUCCUCGUCCUCCUUAUAUAGAGAGCUAAAACCCUAAAUCGGUCAAAGAUUAGGUCAGUAACCAUUGGUUACUCACCCAUGGGUAAUUACAUCUGGACCAUCUAGGGAUGGCAACAAAACCCGAACCCACGGAUACCCUACCCGACCCAACCCGAUCAAUGCGGGUAAAUCCUGUGUUGACGGGUUUUGGGUCGGAUUUGGCUUUAAACCUGUUAUACUUUCACCGAGUUGGGUUGGGUUGGGUUUGGGUUUAGGGAUACCCGACCCAUGGGUAGCCACCCACACUUACUCCGUCCCCUACUCUCCAAAUCCUACCAUAAUUCUAAUUUCUCCCAAUUUAAUUUAUAAUUUAUAUGGAUAAUUCGUAAUUUGUUUGAAUUGUCUAGACUCGUGUUUUAUGUAUGGAUAAUUUCUAUGAAGAAAUUGAUGUUUGACUUUUAUUUUGAUAGGAACUUGUCAUUGUAAAUUUUUUACCACAAAAACUCAUGGGUACCCAUGAGUCCGCUGAUAUCCAGCGGGUUGGGUUGGGUUUGAGUUUUCCAACCCCAUUGGGUUUUACCCCGGGUUUUCUUGAUGGAUAAACCCAUGAGUUUGGGUUUGGCAAAACCCGACCUAACCCGACCCAUUGCCAUCCCUAGGACCUUCCUUUUUAAGUAGGCCCAGAAAUUCAGAUCUAAGAAUUGUGAAUUGAAAUCACUUUAUUUUCCCUAGUUUCCUUAAUUGAUUCUUAAUUCUUAUCUUCUUAGUUGGUUGAUUUAUUGAAUUGUUUAUUAUUAUUUUUUUUUAACGUGGCAUGCUGAUUGGAUUCAAUUAAAGAAUUUUUGAGUGAAAGUGGACGGAUUGACCACUUCGUUAUUAGUCCAAAUGUAUUUUAUUAACACAUGUAAAAUUAAAAUUUAGUAAUCAUUUUGUACUCAGUGAUAAAGUUGUGAGAGACUUACUCCUCCGUAUCCCUAUACGCCAACUCGUCUGGAUCUGUACCCGAACAGCCGGUGGUCGAUUUCAUGGAUCCUGACGCUUGCGAUAGGGUUAUAGUCCAUCACCAGCUUAAGGCGAUGUCGGAGGGAUCGGAAGAGGAGGAGGGAUCGUCGGAGGAAGGCGAAUCGGAGGGGGAGUCGUCGGAGGGAUUGGAAGAGGAGGCCGAAUCGGAGCAGGAGACCAUUAAGCCAAAGAUAUAUUUAGGACCGCCGGAGGGUAUUGAUAGUUAUCCAGAGAACAAAUACGGGAAGAGAUUCUGUCAAUGCUGCCAAAAGCUUCGAGAGCGGGAGUUCAAACCCAAGGACGACGAUUGCAAUUAUUUAUAUGAUAAGGACGAUUUUGAGGGCGACGAACAACUUAAGCUGCGGGUCGUCCAUCACAGGAGGAAGAAGUGGAUCACCGGUGGAUUUUAUGCGGAUUGCCAGCCAGCAUACACUAGAUACGGAGGCAUUUACCACCAAGAACAUCACUGGGAAGUUCUGAAUUUAGACGACAUGAUCCGGUCUUCUGUUAGAUUCGUCAUCAAGCAAUAUAAAAAGCUCAAGGGCCAGGGCUUGAUUUUAAAAGACAUUCUGAACACGACCAUGGAGCGAUAUGCCUGUUGGUGGUUCUAUGUGACUUUUACCGGCUGCGAACAGUGCUCUUCUGAUGAAGUCCAGAUUUACCAGACCCUGGUGGCCUAUUUCUUCAGGGGGGGAAAACAUGAAGUUGCAAUCCUAAGGAGGAAAAUUAUCGGUGAAGACGAGUAUGUGGAUUUGUUACCACCUUCUGACGAGCUUACCGAGGAGCGCACAAGGGUAAAGAAAGAGUUGAUGUCCAGCUUGGACGAGGAAGAUAGACAAGUAUUUGAGCUCGAGAAAAAAAGCCAGAGGUGAAGAGGGAGAAACAGACCAAAGCUACAGGUCUGGCCCCGCUCUCUUUGGACUAGACGGAGACAACUAUGAUCAGUAUAAUUGAUUGAUGUUGUAAUAGGUGUUGAUGUUUCAAAGUGCCAGGACAACACUUGUUCUGCUAAGCCGACAAUGCUAGCUAGACGUGGUUGGCGUUAUUCCUGCAAGACAACCUAGUACAUACAACCAUUUCUAGGGAUGGCAAAGUGUACCCAAUAUUUGGGAAUUGUCCAAAUCAAACUUUUUUAUGAGUGAAAUCAAGUUUGAUUAAUUAUAUAUCUGGACCAUAUUCAUAUCCGAUUAUUUCUUGCAUAAUCUAAUAUUAUUUCUCCUAUUUUGAUUUUUGUUCAACUAGUUAGACUUGAUUUUUGAACUAUUUAGACUCAAGUCUGCUCGAUCAGGAUGUUGCGAAUUAGGUGUAAUCGACUCAGUCCAACCAAUUUAAGAGCUUUCUUGUUCAUUAUGGAUCAUGACGGCGUCAGCGGUUGGGUUCAGAUUGCUCUCCCGAGGUCCAUUUCACUCUCGCUCCUGCUCUACUCCGGCGAAGGGUUGCGAUGCGCUUCCCGAGGGAGCGAUGCACUUCCCUGGAAGCGUAGGAGAAGCGCAACCCAGGAAGCCGAAGAAGCUCUAAGCUUUCCAGAAAACCGAAAGACUUAUGCGCUUCUCAAAAGGCGAAGUACUAAGCUUCCUAUAAGAGAAUAGUUGAUCUUGCUUCACGCAAGUAAGACAUUAACAAGACACAUGACUUCCUGACAACAUGGACGCGACAUUGGUGAGACGCGAAACAAGAGCGUCUUGAGUUAAAACUCUCAAGCCGUGGGGGCCACCCUACCUAGGUCGCAAUUAUGGUCUACUAGCAGUAACAACAAUGGACUAGCGAAGGAACUCUUAACCACUUGAGAGCUUUGGUUCAAGACAUCGAAAGCCAAGCAAGGGGCAAAGGAAAUGAUCACGCAAAUCGCACAAAGGGCAAACCGCAUCAUCCGGAUUCGUAAGUAAGGCAAAUUAAUACACGAUUAACGCAUUA
Molecule: messenger RNA, 3141 nt
Organism: Linum trigynum
Lineage: Eukaryota; Viridiplantae; Streptophyta; Magnoliopsida; Malpighiales; Linaceae
Source: the annotation of a GenBank genome assembly